Molecule: messenger RNA, 802 nt
Organism: Mya arenaria
Lineage: Eukaryota; Metazoa; Mollusca; Bivalvia; Myida; Myidae
Product: ER membrane protein complex subunit 5-like
Exons: 4
Coding region: 54-374 (106 amino acids)
Cellular component (GO): Golgi apparatus; EMC complex; plasma membrane
Source: RefSeq, a predicted model, not a curated record
GAAGUUAUUCAUUGACAACUUUACAUUGUCCGGUUCUGUCAUAUUGUAUUUUCAUGAUGAAUUUCUACCAAUUAUGUGUUCUUCUCGGCCUUUUGGCUUUACUACAUGCAGCAUAUUCAGCAGCACAACAUCGGACGUACCUGCGUCUCACGGAACAAGAAUUUACAAGUUUACCAUGGGAUAUAUUGAUACAGUGUUUGGCCUCCUUGUUGGUGGUUAUUUAUGGAAUAGUUCAUAUCGCCGGCAACUUUAGGGAAAUCAGAGCAUCAGCUGACCUUGACCAUAAAACCUGGGAGAUGUUAGGAAACAGGCAGGGAUUUCUUUCCUUCAACCACCGAGGAAAGGCCUUAAACAGAAAAUCAUCUAUUGGAUAAAAAGCUUAUAAACAUUGUACCUUCUAAAUGUGAAUUAAGUCAUAUGUCGAUGUUGUUCGAUAUCUCAUAAUAUGAUAUUUAUAUAAUAUGAUAAUGUAUGAAGAUAAAACAAAUCCUAGAAAAAGUCAACACUUUGCUCUCCUGAAAAAAAAGUUUGUUUGCCACAUAAGGCAGUUUGCUAAAAUACUUCAUAAUGACUUCCUUAUAUGUUUUGUGUCAAGUUCAUUGUUGUUUGGGGCCUUGCCUUGUGCCUCUAAGCUGGGUUUAUUUUUUUAUUUUUUUUUACUACUGUGCUUGUCCCAGUAAUUUUAUUGUAUUAUUUAACAUGGAAAAAAACGAUAUCAAGGAAUGGGCUGACUGUUCAAAACAUUGUUAUAGUUUACAACGGGAUUUGUGACAUUGUUGUUUACUAUUAAAUGGAAGAAUAG